CGUCACUUCCGGUUACAUUUUGACAGCAAAACACUGCACAUUUUAGCUAAACGAAACUCUGAUCCUCGUUAUAUGUUAAUUUUAAGACGUUUUGUGUUMUAUGCUCCGCAUUUAUUAGUCAAUUUUACUUGUGUGGCGGAAUUGACAGUGUUCAYAAAGAGAUCAGUCUUCUGCUUCUAGCAAAAGAUGAAAGUUCCUAGUGGUGAAAAUGAGGUGGUGGAGGAAGCCAGUAGCAGUUCAACAUCAGUAGACAACUCCAACAACGAGGAGAUUCCUCCUUAUCUACGUGAAGAACCUCCUGAAGACAGAGAGAAGGACCACCCUAAGACCGAGGCGGGGGUAAUCUGGAGGGUGACCGGCGGUCUCUUCAACAUGACCAGAGGGGCGGUCGGAGCGACAUGGGGAGGCGUGGCCUGGGUGGGCUGUAAGAGCUAUGACAUCACCAAGACGGUGGUGACCAGCGUGCCGGCCGCCGGCGUGGGAUUGGUCAAGGGCAGCGUUUCCAUGGUGACGGGAGGAGUGGGGGCGGUAGGGUAUGCUGUAGCCAGUAAAGUUACACCAAAGAAAAAGGACAAGUCUGAUUAGACCUAGACCCAACUACCACCCCAUUGCUACAGUAUAGUUUAUAAAUGUCUCCCUGUCUCUCUGCUGUGUUUAGGUUCCAUCUGGUUACUAUGGGGAACCAUUCAGAGUUGAAAAAGGCACAAGUAACUCGGAUUUCCGUGUAAAUCAUUCGUUGACGUCAUUGGGCGAUUUGCACGGAAAUCUGAGGUAAGGUUGCGGAUCUCAAGUCAGAAUACUGCCCUAAGGAAGCAUUACAGAGGGGGAUUAUGGGAACGUUGAUUUGUUAGGAUAUAGGAAUUGACCAGAAUGUGGAACUUACUGCCGAGGUACUCUUGAGAGGGAUCUCAUGUCUUUUUGAUUGAUCUGGGUCUGGGUGGGGAAGGGCAUGAUAAUAUGAAGACAAUCCACAACAAUUUGGUAGCGAUUCAGCAAGGGCACAUCUUCUCAUUUCUCAAAGGCUUGAGAUUAUUUAAAUUCUUCCAGUUUUACUAUGAAAAGGUAUCUUUACAUUGACAAGUAUUAAAACUAAGUGAAAGGUACUUUACACAACUUAAUUUCAUCAGUUUGACAUCAGUGAUUGGGGAAUACACACCAAACAAUGUGUGUAUGUGAAUAUGCUACAAUAGUCAUUUACAACAUUAACCAUGUCUACACUGUAUUUCUGAACAAUUUGA
Molecule: messenger RNA, 1238 nt
Organism: Salvelinus sp. IW2-2015
Lineage: Eukaryota; Metazoa; Chordata; Actinopteri; Salmoniformes; Salmonidae
Product: transmembrane protein 263-like
Source: RefSeq, a predicted model, not a curated record